AUGAAGCGGGUUCUUGGUGUGUUCGGGGUCCUAGCAGCAUUCCUUUUUGUCGCAGUGUCCUUGCUGGACCCUGUACAGCCAAGACGGCUUUUGUCUUUGUCAGUUUCUUGGAGCAGCGUAGAUGUCGAUUGGGCACACGCUGGACAGCCAAAUGAGGACUUUGAUAGGUGGAUGUCAAAUGCUGGACUGGAGGGGGGUGACGCGGCCAAGUUGACUGAACGCUUGGUUCUACGACUUUUGGCCUUUGCCGUAGAUGUGCUCCCCGAGUUCGUGACCGAACUCUACGCGGAUGACUUGGCGGAGGUUACGGCCAUAGACCUUAAGGCGAAGCGAGAGCUCACACUGACAGAGAAGCUCAUCAAAGAUGAGCUGGCCUUUCAAGCGGAGCAUGGAGAAAAGAUGAAUUCCACUGACUACCCCUACUUUGCAUUUGCACCGAAAUAUAUUGACCGCAUCCUUCCUGGUGGUUCUUUGAACUUCUCCUCACGUUGCUGGAAAGAGGUGUUUGCUUCAGUGGAGAAGUUGGACAAAGAAUGGAAGCUAGUGGUGAAGGUGUCCAAAGCGCAACGUUUGAUUUGCAGCGAACUCUUUGGACUGUUCACUGCCUCACACUUCCGAGUGGGAUCCUUUGCAGCGCCCAUAGGAGGGCAGAAGACCUUCACCUUUGAAAUGGGGUUGACAGAAGCUCAAACCUGGGACGUUGACAAUUUGGGCGUGCGAAUCUUUCUUUUCCAUGAGAGUGGGCUGGCCACGAUGCGGAGCCUUCUGGAGACCGCGUUGCUUUUCACACCGCUGCAUACGAAAGGCGUUGCGCCGCUGGCUGCCAAACGAAAUGUCGACUUCUUGAAGAAGUACAUGGGUAUUGACAUAAAGAAGCGCGUGGAUCAUGGAGAGCUGGUUUUGAACGAAUCUGACAUCCACAGCGGUGACUUCCUUGGCGUCAUCCGCAUGGAUGGCUUAGAUCCAAUGCUGGCUUUCGGCAUGGGUUCCCACACUGGACACACUGCUGUAGCCCUUUGGGAGGAGGGGCAACUCUACGUGGCGGAGAGCACCGUCAACAGCUCUUACUGGCCAACGAAUGGCAUCCAGCGUACACCUUUUCGUGAGUGGAUUGCCCAGGCCCGCGCUGCUAGUUAUUCAGUGGUGCACGCCCCGCUGAAGCAGCAGUACCGUGAGAGUUUUGAUGAGCGUGGUGCGAACGCCUUCUUCCAUCAAUAUAAAGGCCUGGAAUAUGGGUAUCAUGCCUUGUUUACUGGCUGGAUCGACACUCUGCAUGACAACUACCCGUGCAUGCCACCGUUCGACCGCCCUGAAAAAGACAGACCUUGUCUGGUCUGGGAGAUCUUCGAGGUUGGCGUGCCCAUUGUGACCCGAUACAUCCCGCGGCUUGAAAAGCCGUUUUUGCUUUCUUGGAAUCAGCAUGUGACAGGAUCUUCCUUCAGCAAUCUUUCAGGAACUGCACUCUACAGACAAGCUUUGUCGAAAGGAAUGGAGUUGGCUUCAAUUCCAGCAGUGCCAGAGCCAGAUGGUGUGCUGUACCCCUCCUCGUUCAACAACGGUACUGAUGCUCCAUCUAUUUCGAUGGUGUGUGAUGUUUUCGUUUGUGCCAUUUGGAAAGCAGCUGGGCUCUUCAAGGAGAUUGACAAUGACUUCAGUUGCACUGAGCAGACCAACGUGGAUGUCUAUGCGUUAAACAUCCUGGAAGCCCCAAAGAGUCGGAAGGCCUCCUGCGUUGCUGCAGAUCCCAACAACACGCUUUGCCAACUGAUGGGUGAUUAUGAGCUCCAUUUGCCGAAGCUUGGCCAACGACCUAUGUACAGACACAUGCAAGAGAGGUGCCCAACGGAACCACCACUCUAUGCUCGCCCAUCUGAUUGCUAG
Messenger RNA from Durusdinium trenchii, 1881 nucleotides. Lineage: Eukaryota; Dinophyceae; Suessiales; Symbiodiniaceae. The record is from the annotation of a GenBank genome assembly.